UCCUAGUUCAGAGCGCUACACCACCUUGUACGAUGCCUUCUGGGAUUCUGAGGCCGCCACACCGCCCAGGAAGGCCGUCGCCGACGGCGCCACGCUGACAGGGCUGUCGCCGAGACCGGAAGGCAUCGGCAUCGAUCUCGUGGACCAGAGGAGCCGCGAUUUGGAGGCCAUGAUCCGCCAUUGGGCCGCGCAUUGGCUUCUGGACAUCGGCCUCGACGUCGAGGACGGGAGCGGGGCGCGGAUGAGCUGGCGCGGGCCCCGCCUCGUCAUGCUCGCCGACCCUUGCAACAGCGACCGGGCUACGCAGUCUGGGCCCAUGGUAGCGCCGCAGGUGCUUGCCAUCACCACGACCUCUGAAGCGCCCCCUGGCCCGAGUGAGAAUGGCGAGGUCAGAGACAUGGACCAGCCCUCCGACGAGCGCGUUGCGCGGCAGGAGCGGCGGUUGCUGAAGCGCCGCCUGGUUCGCCGGGCGUGCAUCAGGGAGCCGUCGCCCACGUCGGGCGCCCAGCACGACGCGCGCCUCGACUGGCGUGCCUGGUUCGCUUCGACCAACUGCGCCUA
This is a messenger RNA of Prorocentrum cordatum, 561 nucleotides long. NCBI's taxonomy places the organism in Eukaryota, Dinophyceae, Prorocentrales, Prorocentraceae. The record is from the annotation of a GenBank genome assembly.